Messenger RNA from Salvelinus sp. IW2-2015, 4717 nucleotides. Its product is annotated as RING finger protein 145-like. Gene Ontology annotation, molecular function: zinc ion binding. The record is from RefSeq and is a predicted model, not a curated record. NCBI's taxonomy places the organism in Eukaryota, Metazoa, Chordata, Actinopteri, Salmoniformes, Salmonidae. Gene Ontology annotation, cellular component: endoplasmic reticulum; endomembrane system.
UAUGAAGCCGCUACGUAGCUGAGUGAGAUGUUUGGAGAGCGGACGAUUCGAUCCASGGAGAAAAUGCCAUCAUUUGAACCGUUAAUUUGGGAGACGCCCAGUUAAAAUGUUUGAUAUUCGACCGGAGAAACAUCAUCAAACUGAGUUUAACGUCGUUCUCGCAAUUCUUAGUAGGUUGUAGCGUGCUGUGUCAGGGCCAUGGCAUUGAAGGACAAGCUGGAAGCGGUGCUGAACGUGGGGAUGCGUGUCCCCAGCAUCAUGCUGCUGGAGGUACUCUACCGCUGGGAUGUCAGCUCCUUCUUCCAGAAGAUCCAGAGAAGCAGUCUCAACAACAACCCCCUCUUCCAGUACAAGUACCUGGCUCUCUACCUGCACUAUGUAGGUUACAUCCUCAGCCUGGUGCUCCUGACUCUGCCUCGUCAACACCUGGUGAAGCUCUACCUGUACGUGCUCACUGCCCUGCUGCUCUUCGCUGGACACCAGGUGUCCAGGGAUUAUGUCCGCAGUGAGCUGGACUCUGGGUACGAGGGACCGCUCUACCUGGAGCCACUAUCCAUGAACCGCUUCAACACCGCCCUCCUAGCUCAGCUGGUGGUGUGCACCCUGUGCUCCUGCGUCAUGCAGACCAAGAGGAUCUGGCUGUUCUCUGCUCACCUGCUCCCCCUGGUGGCCCGUCUCUGUCUGGUCCCCCUGGAGACCAUCGUGUUCAUCAACCGCUUCGCCAUGAUCUUCACGGGCCUGGAGGUCAUCUACUUCCUGGCCUCCAACCUGCUGGUGCCCUACAACCUGGCCAAGACCGCCUACAGGGAGCUGGUGCAGGUGGUGGAGGUGUACGGGCUGCUGGCUCUGGGGAUGUCCCUGUGGAACCAGCUGGUUCUGCCCGUCCUCUUCAUGUGCUUCUGGUUGGUUCUGUUCGCCCUGCAGAUCUACAGCUARUUCACUAGCCGGGACCAGCCCACCUCCAGAGAGAGGCUGCUCUUCCUGUUCCUCACCAGUAUUGCAGAGUGCUGCAGCACCCCCUACUCCCUGCUGGGCCUGGUCUUCACUGUUUCCUUCGUGGCGUUGGGCGUCCUCACACUCUGCAAGUUCUACCUGCAGGGCUACCGGGCCUUCAUGAAUGACAACACCAUGCACCGGGGGAUGACAGAGGGCAUCACGUUACUGAUCCUYGCUGUACAGACGGGUCUGAUCGAACUGCAGGUCAUCCACCGAGCCUUCCUACUGAGUAUCAUCCUCUUCAUCGUGGUGGCCUCCAUCCUACAGUCCAUGCUGGAGAUAGCUGACCCCAUUGUACUGGCUCUGGGGGCCUCCCGGGACAAGAGCCUGUGGAAGCACUUCCGGGCCGUGAGCCUGUGCUUGUUCCUGCUGGUCUUCCCAACCUAUAUGGCCUACAUGAUCUGCCAGUUCUUCCUCAUGGACUUCUGGCUCCUCAUCAUCAUCUCCUCCAGCAUCCUCACCUCACUGCAGGUGCUGGGCACCCUGCUCAUCUACAUCCUGUUCAUGGUGGAGGAGGUCCGUAAGGAGCCCGUACAGAACAUGGACGACGUCAUCUACUACGUGAACGGGACCUACCGGCUGCUGGAGUUCCUGGUGGCGCUCGUGGUGGUGGCCUACGGCGUGUCUGAGACGGUGUUCGGGGAGUGGACGGUGAUGGGCUCCACCAUCAUCUUCAURCACUCUUACUACAACGUCUGGCUGCGUGCCCAGCUGGGCUGGCAGAGCUUCCUGCUGCGCAGAGACGCCGUCAACAAGAUCAAGAGCCUGCCCACCGCCUCUGACCUGCAGCUGAAGAAGUACAACGACAUCUGCGCCAUCUGCUAUCAGGACAUGAAGUUUGCUGUCAUCACCCCUUGCAGCCACUUCUUCCACGCUGGCUGUCUCAAGAAGUGGCUUUAUGUACAGGAGACCUGCCCCCUCUGUCACAAACAGCUGAAGAGCCAAUCACCGCCUGCCAAUGCCACCGCUGCACCCGCCCAGGACAUUCUACCAGCCAAUCCCAACCCAGCAGAGGCUGGGCAAGGAGAGCCAGUGGCUGUUGCGGCUGAGGGGGACAAAACCGUUACUCAGCACGGUGUUCCUGUUGAAGGGAGCCAAGCCAGCCCCUCUUCCACCUCUGCUAACCCUAACCUAGAGCUUGAGGGCAAGGCAGAGGAGAGUGCCCCGGGCCCCCAGCAGGCUGAACCAGAGGACAGUGUGUAUUUGGAGGGCCAGGUGGCUGGUCUGUCACAGGGCUCGGGGGAGUCAUGUCUCCGGCAUCGCCAGCCCCAGCAGUCUGCCUCUUCACCUGCAGCAACAUCAUCCACAGCAUGUGGAGCUGAACUGUAGUCAGAACGGUCUGCCGGCCCCAGCAGUCUGCCUCUUCACCUGCAGCAACAUCAUCCACAGCAUGUGGAGCUGAACUGUAGUCAGAACGGUCUGCCGGCCCCAGCAGUCUGCCUCUUCACCUGCAGCAACAUCAUCCACAGCAUGUGGAGCUGAACUGUAGUCAGAACGGUCUGCCGGCCCCUGCUGUCUCUGAACCGCACUCCUGCACACCACCACCUCACACACAGCUAAAGACUAAGUGGCCAAUACGUAUAACCAAGAUGGAGGUUGCUGGUUAACUGUUGGACUGACUUCUUAUUGCCACUAUCCAACACCUCCCCCUUAAUGAACUCAUCUAUUUCUUGGCCUGUUUCUUAAAUAUUUGUUUUAAACUCAUUAACAUUUCAUGGUUAUUAAUCCUAUAGGAUUGUAUGAAAUCUGAUGCAGACUUUAGUGAUGUUUGAUUCUGAGAUGCCAUACUGAACAUCAUUACAUUUCACUGUUGAGAAAUAUGCAUUGACUUCUCACACUUGACGACAAAAUCUGUAAGUAGCCUUGUGCUAGCCAGAACGACUCAUAGCAGCAGAUCUCUGUUUCUGUAGCAUGAGGCGGGUUGAUGUACAAGUACAGCCCCUGGCCCCCUGGACYGGACACUAGUCCAGGGAUCGGCCACCCUGGUUCUGGAGAGGCACAGGCGCUUCAUGUUUUUGGUUUAACCGACCUGGAAGACCAGGUGUGUUGAAUUUGGUCAAUCACUGAAGUGAUCAAUUAUAUCAGUUGGUCAGGUGUGGUGCCUAGUUAGAACAACAUCCUGCAGUACCUGCACACUCCAGGAACAGGGUUGCCGACCCCUCCACUAGUCUAUCGAAGGGCCUUACCCCAAAUCUCGCUCUAACACAGAGUCCCAAGUAGAUGCAAAUCGGGUCCCAUUUCUUCAGUCUUUGGUAGGACUGGGCCGGGAUUGAACUCCCAACCUUCUAAUUUCGGGGUGGAAACUCUAAACACAAGGCCACUGAGUUUAACAACAAAAUGCAGCUUUGAACUUGAGUUGCAUUCUACUGUACAGCCACUAAGCAGAAGACGACUCAGCCACAGCAUUUUGUACUUUCAUUAACGCUCAUUCAACAUCCAAUAUAUUACAAUUGGGCUGUAUUUCACUGGUCUUGAAUCAAGUGUUAAUUAUAUCAAGGAAUUUGACCCUCUGCAGGUCACUAACGUUAGCGGUUUUCCUCCCUCCUCCCCUCCUUGGCCUGCCCUGGUUGGGCCGUGGGCCUGCCCUGGUUGGGCCGUGGGCCUGCCCUGGUUGGGCCGUGGGCCUGCCCUGGUUGGGCUGAUAAUCUGUUACACAACCUGAAUGUUACCAAGUCCAGGGGCAGGGCAGGCUGGUGUGUAGGUGGAAGACACCAAUGUUCCCCGGGUGUGUUUUAGAUUAAAUUAAUUCAUACUGAAGAGAACAUACCCAUAUGGCACUUGAUGUAGAAGCUUUAUGCACGCUUAGGCUUGCACGCAGUCACCGUCCGAUAGCCAUAGGAACUUUAUUUUCAUAUGUAAUGUAGCCAUUUGCACUGUCAUUUAUAGCGACGCUCCAAAGUUGUCUUUGUCAGGUACCAAAUAUUUUUGGUAUGUAUGAGGAAAAAGCCCUAUAUAUAAAUGUGUGUAUAUAAACAUUUAUAUUGUAUGUGAAGAGGACUUUUGAUAUGCCUGCCGUUCAGUGUUAAAGCUGCACCCCCCCCAGUAUGAAGUGGUCAGAGGCUUGUGUGAACACUUUAGUAACCCUCUCGGUAGAAGUGUGAAGAGAGCUGAUCACAGAUUGAGGGAGUUGCCAGCGCUAAAUUGACCUAAAACAGUAUUUGUUACAAUUUUGAGAAUGAAUACAUAGUAUUAUGUAUGAUCAAACUUGUCAAACGUUCCAUCAAUUGGUGGCUUUUGGACAUUUUCUUGAAUCUAUAUUGGGAGAAGCGGCUAAGAGUGUAUAGUAUUUUACAUACAUCAUGACAUUGACAUUUUGAAGAGGACUUUUAGCAUUUGAAAUGCAUUCCAAUUUGGAAUGUAAUGUUUCUUUUGAGAAGCCCUACAAAUUCAUUAUUUUUCUUUUUUUUAAUACAAAAGAAUGACAUGCUCUGUGAAUGCUGAUUUCCAGUCAAAUUGUUUGGUAAGAGAUUUGCCUGGUGUUUCCAUUUUCAUUUUACAAAACUGCUGAAUGUCAAAUUCAACAAUCUAAUGUUUACCUGCACUCUGAACAGUCUUUUGGUGUUGGUGAUUUGAGUGUUUAUAGCUGGUGAUGGAUUGGCCACAGCUUCCAACAUCACCAUGCAAGCUCGAUCCUGGAACCCGCAGGCCAUCAUUGUGAAUAAGAAUUUGUUCUUAAUUAACUUGCCUUGUUAAAUAAAUCAAACCCACAAGGGUCACGAGU